This is a messenger RNA of Chaetomium globosum CBS 148.51, 1653 nucleotides long. RefSeq lists its product as uncharacterized. The record is from RefSeq and is a predicted model, not a curated record. Bases 1 to 1653 code for a protein of 550 amino acids. Gene Ontology annotation, molecular function: UDP phosphatase activity; GDP phosphatase activity. Gene Ontology annotation, cellular component: Golgi apparatus; membrane. Lineage: Eukaryota; Fungi; Ascomycota; Sordariomycetes; Sordariales; Chaetomiaceae. Gene Ontology annotation, biological process: protein N-linked glycosylation; nucleoside diphosphate catabolic process. The transcript has 3 exons.
AUGCGACGCACGUCGGUGUCGCUGCCGACGAAGCACAUUGCCUACGAUCCUCACGAGAAACCUGACCGAUACGACAGAAACCGGGGCGAGAGCCUAAUCAUGAAGAUGCAAUCUGCUUGGGUAUCGCAGUCCCAGCGGGCGCGCUACAUCAAGACCGGCGCCAUCAUUUUUACAGUGUUUUUGAUCUUUUACUUUUUCUCUCCGUCAGGGGUGGAUAUCUACAAUGGACAUGCCGGAUCGCCAUCUCAAGGCCAAACACCAUCCGACUCUUCCUAUGGCACCGACAAAUGCACCAAGUCCUUCUCCAAGGACAAGCCCAUCGUGCAGUACGUCUCCAUGAUCGACGCUGGCAGCACUGGCUCGCGCAUUCACGUCUACAAGUUCAACAACUGCGGCGCCACCCCCGAACUUGAGGGCGAAGUCCUCUUCAAGAUGACCGAGAAGAUCGAGGGCAAGAGCAGCGGGCUGGGCGCGUAUAAGGACGACCCUGAGGCUGCCGCCGGGAGUCUGGAGCCUCUCCUCGACGCAGCCCUCAAAGUCAUUCCGGACAAGCUGAAGGGUUGCAGCCCGAUCGCUGUGAAGGCGACUGCCGGCUUGCGGGUGAUCGGCACUGAAAAGAGCACAAAGAUUUUGGAGGCCGUCAGGCACCGUCUGGAGACCAAGUAUCCCUUCCCCGUGGUCUCCCAGCAGGAGGGCGGCGUGUCCAUGAUGGACGGCGCCGACGAAGGUGUUUAUGCCUGGGUCACGGUGAACUAUCUCCUAGGCAAGAUUGGCGGUCCCGACCGCAGCGAGACAGCUGCCGUGUUCGACCUCGGCGGCGGUUCCACUCAGAUCGUCUUCCAGCCGACCUUCGAGGGUCUCAGCUCCGGCGGCAUGCCCGAGAAGCUGGCCGAGGGGGACCACAAGUACGAUCUCAACUUCGGCGGGCAAAAGUUCAGUCUGUACCAGCACUCUCACUUGGGAUACGGCCUGAUGGCGGCGCGCGAGGCCAUCCACCUCACGCUCGUCGAUGACCUCCACGAGCAGAACAAGGACGAUGCCGCCUGGACCAAGAACGCCGUCGUCAACCCCUGCCUUUCGGUCGGAACGUCCAAGAACGUCACCGUCAAGCUCGGCGACAAGCACCCGCUCGGCACAACCGUCGAUUUGACCAUGACGGCGCCGUCUACCGCGGGGGCGAGCCAGUGCCGCAGCCUGGCGGAGCGCAUCCUCAAGAAGGACGCCGAGUGCAAGCUGGCGCCGUGCUCCUUUAACGGCGUGCACCAGCCGUCCAUCGCCAAGACCUUUGCGCACGAGGACAUCUUCUUUCUCUCCUACUUCUACGACCGCACCCAGCCGCUCGGCAUGCCCGAGUCCUUCACCUUGCGCGAGCUGGCCGACCUCACUAGGAGCGUGUGCGGCGGCGAGGAGGCCUGGGACGUCUUCGCCAGCGUGCCGGGCGCCGUCGACGAGCUGCGCGGCCGCCCCGAGCACUGCCUCGACCUCAACUUUAUGCUGGCCCUGUCCCAUACCGGCUACGAGAUGCCGCUGGACCGGGAGGUGCGCAUUGCUAAGAAGAUUAAGGAUAAGGAGCUGGGAUGGUGUUUGGGCGCCAGCUUGCCGCUGCUUUCAAAGGGAUCGGGAUGGGAGUGCAGAAUUACCGAGACACAUUAG